CCCACAUUCCAGAGCUGGGUCUGAGCCAGUACACUUGGUGGGGACUCGCUCAGGAAGAUGUUCCUCUGCUGUAUCCCGCGAUGCCGAGGCCCAGGCCCCAGGAACCCCUGCUGUGGGCGCCUUGCCCAGUGGAGGGGACGCUCGGCCAGCCCUCACCCCCGACGCACCUGGUGCUCCUACCAGAGCAAGGCCAGGGGCCAGGACAAGUCAGCCCCAGCCCUGGCGCAGCACAGCGGGCUGGGCAUUGCCAGCAUCCUGCACAUGCACCGGCCGCCUACGCCGGAUUACCUGUGUGUGGUGGAGCAGUGGACAAACUUGUCCCCAGCCCAGGAGCCCCCGUCAGCGGCGUUCCCCAGCAAGCACAAACCACGUGAGGUGGCGCUCAGUCCCUCAGUGCUGGUGACAGCACAGGUGGAGGCCUGGGGGCCCCCAGAGGCCCACCUCCCAGUGGGGGCAGUGGGGCCCGAUGGCUCUGCCUGUGCCGGAGCUGAGACAAGACCAGAGUCAGCCCUGGCCCCAGACCUCGGAGCUGGGGCGCCUCCACAGAGCCCUGACCUGCCCCCAGAAGCCCCGCUGGAGCUGUGUCUGCCCCUGGCAGAUGAGCAGGUGGUCGAGGAAGCCCUGGGCACAGCCACGCCCUCGGUCACCGAACUGCUUCCAGUGGUGGCCCUGGCCGGAGAGAAUGCUGCAAAGGAGGCCCUGGAGCCAUGGGUGUGGGGGGCAGCUGAGCCAGAGCCCAGUGUGUCCCCAGCUGCCGCCAGGGACGCUGCAGGGGCAGCAGAGGCAGCUCUGGCCCCGCCCCCAGCCCCAGCUCCUGAAGUCCCCCCUGCCCCACCCCCAGUGCAAGACCCGUCCCUCCCCUCCCCCAUGAUCGUUUACUAUUCCGUACUCAUUCCCGUUUUCCUCAUGUUCUGCUCCAUGUUUACUGCGCUGCUCAAUAAAAAGUAGCCUGCU
This is a messenger RNA of Oryctolagus cuniculus (rabbit), 954 nucleotides long. The record is from RefSeq and is a predicted model, not a curated record. NCBI's taxonomy places the organism in Eukaryota, Metazoa, Chordata, Mammalia, Lagomorpha, Leporidae.